ACUUGUUGGCGAAGUUCUUAAGCAAAUAGAAAUUAGCAGACCACCUGAGCAGUCACUACAUAGUUCUUCCGCACUUUGAAUUAGGGCAGAUACUACCCCCAUCCAAAUAACAUUUAAUAACCAAAUAAGUUCAAAUUAUAAAACAUGUCUGCCAGUCCAAAACCAGUGAAAAAAGUUCCCAUUCAUUUACAGAGUGCUCAAAAUCGCGUUUAUAUUAAAAAUGGCCAAAUUGUUAAUCACGAUAAAUCCUUCCCAGCAGACGUUUACAUUGAGGAUGGCAUAAUUAAAUUUGUUGGUCCUGCCUCGGAAAUCAAUAUACCCGGUGGCGUGCGUGUGGUAGAUGCCAGUGGUAAAUUGAUUUUGCCCGGUGGUGUUGAUCCCCAUACACAUUUUCAAACGAAAUUCGAUGGCUUCGUAACGGUAGAUGAUUUUUAUAGUGGUACCAAGGCCGCCAUUGCCGGAGGCACCACUACGAUUAUCGACUUCGUUUUACCCGAAAAGGGUGAAUCUUUGGUUGAAGCUUACGAUAGAUAUCGUUCAAUGGCUGAUCCCAAAGUGUGUUGUGAUUUUGGUUUUCAUAUUGGCUUGACAUGGUGGUCCAAGUCUGUCUCCGAUGAAAUGAAAAUAAUGUGCGAAGAAUUGGGCAUCAAUUCAUUUAAAAUGUUUAUGGCUUAUAAGGGUAUUUGUCAGCUUAAUGAUUCGGAAAUGUUGGAUGCCUUAGAACGUAUUAGGGCAUUGGGUGCUUUGGCCCAGGUCCAUGCUGAAAAUGGUGAUAUUAUUGCUAAAAAUGUUAAGAAACUUUUGGCGGCCGGUAUAACUGGCCCAGAGGGUCAUGAAUUGUCGCGUCAGGAAGAAGUGGAAGCUGAGGCUGUUAAUCGUGCCUGUAUUUUAGCUCAUCAGAUGAAAGCUCCACUUUAUGUAACACGCAUUACUUCGAAAUCAUCGGCGGAAGUUUUGGGUCGUGCCCGGCGCAGUGGUUAUUGUGUCUUUGGCGAGACUUUAGCCAGCUCUUUGGGACGUUGCAUGCAUGGCGUUCCUAAGCAAGAUCGUAUUUAUUAUAUCACUAGUCCUCCAAUACGUGAAUCACCCGAAACUCCUAGAUCUUUAAUGAAAUCAUUGGCGUACGAUGAUCUUCAAGUCACUGGCAGUGAUAAUUGCACCUUUAGCUGCGCUGACAAGGCAAAGGGUAAAAAUGAUUUCUCCAAAAUUCCCAAUGGUGUCAACGGUGUUGAAGACCGCAUGUCGGUGGUCUGGGAGAAGGGUGUACAUGCCGGCCUACUCGAUCCCUGUCGUUUUGUGGCGGUUACCAGUACUAAUGCGGCUAAAAUCUUUAAUUUAUAUCCACAAAAAGGUCGCAUUGCUGUUGGUUCCGAUGCUGAUGUCGUCAUCUGGAAUCCACAGGCAACACGUACCAUUUCCAAAGAUACUCAUUAUCAUAAGUGCGAUUUUAAUAUAUUCGAGGGUAUGGUUUGUCACGGUGUACCCGAAAUGGUGUUGGUACGUGGUCGUAUUUGUGUGGAGGAUGGUAAUGUACGUGUAGCCGAAGGUUUUGGACGUUUCUUAAAUACACCCGUACGUUCACCGUAUGUCUAUGAUAUAUUGGAGGGUAAGAAGACCGUAAAUGAGGAGCAAAAUAAUGGAGCCGAACAUGAGGAACAUGAGAAUUUGAAUGGUAGUAUGAAGAAAAUGAAUAUGACUGCGUUGGAAAUUGAGAUACCAUAUCAAGAGGUGGUAUUGGGUGCUGGUGGACCACAUACCGGUUCCAUAGGUAGUACACCUUCAGGACGGGGACAUGUUAGUGGUUCGCGUAAUAUGCAAGAAUCAACGUUUUCCAUAAGUGAGGAACUUGAUACAUCUGGCAAUCGCUCUUGCAUUAAGGUUAGAAAUCCUCCAGGUGGCAAAUCAUCGGGAUUCUGGUAAAUGACUUACUUAUAUGACGGCCUAAGUCUAAAAGGGAGAAGAUAAACAAAAGACGCUUUUCGCACAAAACAUCAAAUUAAAUCUUAGGAAAAAGUCUUUUUAUUAAGGACAACCAAAAUCUGCAGCAACAACAGCAACUAUAACUUACUUAAUUAACAAAAAUCAAAAGAUAACAUUUAAAUUAAUUUACA
Molecule: messenger RNA, 2111 nt
Organism: Lucilia cuprina (Australian sheep blowfly)
Lineage: Eukaryota; Metazoa; Arthropoda; Insecta; Diptera; Calliphoridae
Product: dihydropyrimidinase
Exons: 9
Coding region: 145-1920 (591 amino acids)
Biological process (GO): pyrimidine nucleobase catabolic process
Cellular component (GO): cytoplasm; cytosol
Molecular function (GO): dihydropyrimidinase activity
Source: RefSeq, a predicted model, not a curated record